Trichomonas vaginalis G3 is the source of this 3453-nucleotide messenger RNA. RefSeq lists its product as uncharacterized. The transcript has a single exon. Lineage: Eukaryota; Parabasalia; Trichomonadida; Trichomonadidae. The coding region runs from base 1 to 3453 and encodes 1150 amino acids. The record is from RefSeq and is a predicted model, not a curated record.
AUGACAGAAACACAUAAGCAAAUCGUCAGUACUCCUACUAUAGCUUCUACCUCUGAUUUGUGUGCUCAUUUAAAUCAAUUUAAAGCGUUAUUAAAUACAUCUCAUGCAAAUCUCCCUCCACCAGCUCAAAACAACAUUAAAUAUACAGUAGACCUAUUAGAUAACCUUUUGACAUCAGUUUUGUUUUACAAAACUAUACUAAUCGCGUUACAUCUUGGAAUUCUUUUUCCGGCCAUGACAUUUAACAGAAAUUCAGAUGAAAUCAACUUUUUCAUAACAUAUAAACGUGAAUUUGGAGAUAAUGAAGUGAUUAUAUUUAAUCGUCCUAAAAAUGGAAAAUUUAAGAUUCCAAUUUCAGUUUUUUCUGAUGCAGAUUAUAAUAAAUUUGUCGGAUUAGUUCAAGGAUUGUUGGAUUUUGAUGAACAAAGGCCACAAAACUCUCUAAAUGCAUAUCUUCAACAAUACAAACCAAAACUACAGAAUAUUACAAGUAAUUUACAGCAGAUUGUAUCAGAAGCUAUAGAAGGAAUCAUGAAAUACAUUUAUUCCUUUGAUUUGACACCUUACAUGGCAAAAUUUCAAUAUAAUCUUCAGAAACUAAGGAAAAUUAUUGCGAUCUUACUGAAUAUGAUCAAGCUCGAAAUACUAUCUGAUAAAGAUCGAAUAAUUAAAGAAAUCUUUAGAUUUUAUAUAAAUUCUCUUUCAUUGUCUUUCGGAAAGACGACAAUAGACAUUUUAACAACAAUAUUGGAGUCAUCAGGUCGUUUGAUUACGUUUUCACAUGCUUUGGAAUCAAAAAAUCUGAUAAUUUCAGAAAUAAUCGAAAUCAUUUCUGAAAUUUCGCAAAUUCUGGCUCCUGUGGCAACAAUUCUGAAUGCUACAUGGACAAUUAAUGAUUUCAUUAGCUUUAAUUCACUGAAAGUUUUACCUUUUAAUUAUAUUUUUCCUCGUUUCCUUCAAACUCCAUUUUUACAGCCUGCAAAGGUCCUCAAAUCUGCAUUCAACUCCGACUCCACUCAAUUCAUUAGAGAAAUUGGCGCAGAACUCGAAUCUUUCGGAAUUCAAAUUUUUUCGACCCCCGAAAAGAUGAUGGCGACAGGAAUUAUCAUUCCAGACGUCAAUAACAUCUUAACAGAAUCCCAUUUAUUGCUUAGAAAUCUCUCUUUUCGUUUCGAAAAUUUGAGAUAUUAUUAUAAUUCAAUUUUAGUGAAUCCAUUUGAUGUAGACCAGAUAAUUGAGCUUAUAAAGAUACUUAAUCUCAUAUCAAUUAACAAUCCUGAUGAGUUUCAAGACGAAAUUUCAAAGUUGACAACUCUCAUGAAUAUUCUCUUCCAAAUACAUCAGAUAUUCAUUUGUCUGGAUGUUUUUGGCAUUUCCAGGUACUACAUCUCAGUAACAAUCACUCAUCUUUGUUUUAUUUCAAAUAAAUUGAAAAAAUCUGACAAAAAUCAGAAGCAAUCGCUUCUUGUAAGGGAAGAUUUGAUUGAAUUCAUGACAAAGAAGGUAAAAUCGAUCUUGGUCGAACUUUUUUCGAAAAAUUCCGCUGAAAAAGUCAAAACAACGGCUGAUAUCAUCAUGGAGCCCCUCAAAAUGCUUCAUCUUUACUUCUCAGACCAAAGGAACACAGAAUGUCUCAGUAUUUGUUGCGAAACAAUUUAUGAUUUAAUUUCCAACAAAAACUCAAUUGAUAAUCUUGACAUCCUUCUGAAACAUGAUAUAUCAGAUGAUUACAAGUCAAUUAUUGAGGAUUUGCAAGUAAUUUUGGCAAAUUCGAAAAAUGUUGACUCAAUUUCCGAAAUUUUGAAGUAUUUAUCUGAAGUUUCGUCAGAUUUAGCGAAUGUAGAUCCGAGUAUUGUUAUCACUCAGCCAAAGAAUCAAUCUACUUCGGAUUUACCUCUGAAAAUCGUUGAAUUUCAGAUGAUUUACGAAACAAUGAAAGCCAAACGUCUCUUACUAGUCUACGAUGAUGAUCUCUUCACCGCAGAUGACUUCGCCGACCGAUUUGUCCACUUCUUCAAAGAAAUCAAAGUUGAAAAAAUUUCGAAAAUUUUGAAGAAAAUUUUGAAUGUUGUAAAGGAAAUUGAACCAUUAUAUAAGUUGACGAAAACAAUCCUUGUAGGAGAUCUAACACGAGAGAACAUUUUCCAUUAUCUUUCAUUGCUUUUUAGAAGUGAAAUUCAGAUUUCUAAUGAAGAUCAAAGUAUUUUUGUUGAAGAGUUCGAGAAACUGUACACGAUCACCAAUUUUGCCUAUGUUCAUGACGAAAUCAUGGAUUUAAUCAUGAAAGAAAAGCAAAAUAAUCUUCAUUUGUUAUUGUCAUUGAACCAAGAGCUGAUCAUUGAUUACUUCUCAUCACACCUGAUGUUGCUUCAUUCCGCAGGCUUCUUUGAUGAAAAAUCCGGAAAUUUAAUUUUCAAUAAGAUUAUUGAAGCCAAAACUGCUACAAACAGGGACGAAACAAUCCAGUUAAUGCAUGCUUUUGAUCAUGUCCUAUCUUCUGAAGGCUGGAGAGUAAAUUCAAUUUUAUCUCGUGCUUUAAAUGUAAUUCACGCAGUUUUGAACGUAAAUGAUGAUGAUUAUAUAAAGCUGAAUGAAUUAUUUGCACAAUUUAAGACCCCAGAAGAUCUUGAAACCGUAAAUAAAAUAUUUGACGAAAUUAAAUCGUCAAAUCUCGCAGAAGAGCAGAAGGAAUAUGUUCUAAGCAGUAUGAAACUGAUAAAGAGUUACUCAAUGCUUGUAACAUUGAGAAAACAUCUUGAAAUUGAAAAUAAUUCAAUACAUCUCAAAAAUAAAAUCGAUGAGAGUCUAAUUGAUGAUGUUAUAUCUCCAUCUAUAUCAGUUUCCAAGCUAAAUAUGCCAAAACCUCAAUUAAAAGUCCCAAUUUCAAAAUUAAAUUUCUCCCAACAGUCAACAAUUGCUUCCAUAUAUGAGAAACUCAAAGAAGAAAGAAGUUCUAUGCUUAAGGAUGUUGUCAAACUCAUCAAAGUUCAAAAUGAUGCUCAAUCAAAAGAUAAAUUAUUAAAUGAACUGAAAGAGAAGCGCAAAAAACUUUCCGAAGAAGUACUUAACAUAUACAAUGAUCUGGAACGUCAGAAACUAUCAAAGAUAGGAUUUUCUAUGACAAAUAAUGAAAAUCCUGAUAUGAAGAAUCAAAUUGAGAAUGCGAAGUCAAUUAAUUUGCAAAAUGAAUUGGAUAAAAGGUCAGAAUUACUUUCCCUUCAAGCAAGCAUCAUUUUCAGAGAUAAUAUGUUUUUGAAAUCUUCCGUUUUGCAGAAAAUUGAGAAAACCGAUAAUAAUACGUUUCUCGACUCAUUUUAUAAGAACAAGAAAGACAAAUUUGAUGGAAAUCUUUCAAAUAAAGAAUUUGGUGCUUUACUUGAAGUUGUUAAUAACGACGAUGAGUAUGAAGCAUUGCGUAAGGCUUUGAUAAGAAAAAGAUUGAUUCGAAACUAA